Aspergillus aculeatus ATCC 16872 is the source of this 624-nucleotide messenger RNA. RefSeq names its product anticodon-binding domain-containing protein. NCBI's taxonomy places the organism in Eukaryota, Fungi, Ascomycota, Eurotiomycetes, Eurotiales, Aspergillaceae. The transcript has 4 exons. The record is from RefSeq and is a predicted model, not a curated record. The coding region runs from base 1 to 624 and encodes 207 amino acids.
AUGGUCCCUUUGGAAGUGGCAUUGAGCGACGCCAUUGGCGCACGUGUCCGCAUCAGCACAGCCCCGGUCGCGUCGACGAUUGAGGGCACCCUCUUCACUGCCGACCCCAUCACGAAUCUAGUCGCCAUUGACACCGCCGACGAAAAGCAGUCCCAAACUGGCGACUACCGCAUCAUCCCCAUUUCGCGUAUACAAUCCGUUCAGAUCCUCUCCCUCGCCCCGUCUGCCACCGCCUCCGAUGGACCGUCCUUCGCCGACGCGGUACCACCCCUCCACGCUCUCGACAUACGUUCCCUGAAGAACCGGGAGGCCAAUGCUAUUGCUAAAGCGCACGAAAGCGAGGCUCGUCGUGGUAAGGGCGUGACCCGCGAGGCGCAGGACAUCUUCGACGCCUUCAGUCGGACCAUGCCGGCGAGAUGGGAUGGGGCCAAGAUCAUUGUGGCAGAUGCAGUUUCCAUUGCGGCUCCAUACCGCGUGGACGACUGUCGGCCUCUGGUGGCUGGUGACACGGCUGCCCUUGCCCGAGUACGCAAGGUGCUCGAAAUGGAACGCAAAAAAAUCGAACUGCGCAAUGCCAGCGCCACCAUCGGGCCUGGCGCUGCUGGACAGAGAAAGGGCGGUUGA